AUGGCUGCCCAAGCGACGUUCAAAUCCAUCAAGUCUUUGGUCCCUCUUUUCGACCGCGUCCUUGUUCAGCGGUUCAAGGCAGAGACGAAAACCGCGACUGGUAUCUUCUUACCGACGUCUGCUACGAACAGCCCCCUUCCUGAGGCAACUGUCAUUGCUGUUGGCCCCGGUGCCCUGGAUAGGGAUGGCAAGCUUGUGCCGACGUCCGUCAAGGCUGGCGACCGUGUCUUGCUGCCCGGCUGGGGAGGUAGCCCAAUCAAGGUUGGCGACGAGGAAUACCACCUCUUCAAGGACUCGGAGAUCCUCGCCAAGAUACAGGAGUAG
Molecule: messenger RNA, 324 nt
Organism: Pleurotus ostreatus (oyster mushroom)
Lineage: Eukaryota; Fungi; Basidiomycota; Agaricomycetes; Agaricales; Pleurotaceae
Gene: HSP10
Product: 10 kDa heat shock protein
Exons: 4
Coding region: 1-324 (107 amino acids)
Cellular component (GO): mitochondrial matrix
Molecular function (GO): protein folding chaperone; ATP binding; protein-folding chaperone binding
Source: RefSeq, a predicted model, not a curated record